This is a messenger RNA of Saimiri boliviensis boliviensis (Bolivian squirrel monkey), 2065 nucleotides long. It is a transcript of the gene CDCP2, whose product is annotated as CUB domain containing protein 2. Lineage: Eukaryota; Metazoa; Chordata; Mammalia; Primates; Cebidae. The record is from RefSeq and is a predicted model, not a curated record.
CUUCCCUUCCUGAUGCAGUGUGGUCAGUGCAGAUCUCAGAACGUGUAAACCUGGGGACACCAGAUCCGUCACUUUACACCUCACCUCUCUUUCCCCCACUCCAGACCCUCAGAUCCUCACCUACCUGAGUUCUGCAGACCUGUGGGGGCCUCUGGUAAGGAGAUGCUGGCAGAGUGGGGGGCUGGCCUCCUGCUGGCAGUGGCACUGCUGGGCCCAGGGCCCUGGACCCAAGCCAUGGAAGGUGUCAAAUGUGGGGGUGUGCUCUCAGCACCUUCCGGAAACUUCUCCAGCCCCAACUUCCCUAGACUGUACCCCUACAACACAGAGUGCAGCUGGCUGAUCGUGGUAGCCGAGGGAUCCUCCGUGCUGCUCACCUUCCAUGCCUUUGACCUGGAGUACCAUGACACCUGCAGCUUCGACUUCCUGGAGAUCUACAACGGGGCCUCAGCAGACAAGGGCAACCUGCUGGGGAGGUUCUGCGGCCAGGUGCCCCCGCCGCCCUUCACCUCCUCCUGGCAUGUCAUGUCUGUCAUCUUCCACUCAGACAAGCACGUGGCCAGCCAUGGCUUUUCCGCGGGCUACCAGAAAGAUGUGUGUGGCGGCGUCCUGACCGGCCUGUCGGGGGUCCUCACCAGCCCUGAGUACCCCAACAACUACCCCAACAGCAUGGAGUGCCACUGGGUGAUCCGGGCUGCUGGCCCUGCCAGCGUCAAGCUGGUGUUCGUGGACUUCCAGGUGGAGGGCAACGAGGAGUGCACCUAUGACUACGUGGCUGUGCUUGGGGGGCCUGGCCCCACCCGUGGGCACCACUACUGUGGCAGCACCAGGCCCCCCACGCUCGUGUCUCUGGGCCACGAGCUGCAGGUGGUCUUCAAGUCCGACUUCAACAUCGGAGGCCGUGGCUUCAAGGCCUACUACUUCUCAGGAGAAUGCCAGGAGGUGUACAUGGCCAUGCGGGGCAACUUCUCCAGCCCACAGUACCCUAGCUCCUACCCCAACAACAUCCACUGCCACUGGACCAUCCGCCUGCCCCCGGGCCACCGAGUCAAGGUAUUCUUCCUGGACCUGGACCUGGAGGAGCCCAACAGCCUGACCAAGACCUGUGACUUCGACCAUCUGGCAGCCUUCGAUGGGGCCAGUGAGGAGGCACCCCUGCUGGGGAAUUGGUGUGGACACCGCCUGCCACCACCCAUCACCUCAAGCCACAACCAGCUUCUGAUUCUGCUGCACACGGACCGCAGCACCACCCGCAGGGGCUUCUCCAUGGCCUACAUUGGAGUGGUUCCCAUGAACGUGAGCUGCUCCCGCACGGACUUCCAGAUCCUGAUCGCCACACAGGCACUGGCCCCGCUGGAGCGGACCAAGGUCUACCUGGGCAGCCGGAGCUGUGCUGCCCAGGAGGUGGGCGGCAACUUCAGGAUCCAGGCCCGCUUUGACACCUGCGGCACGGAGUCUCAGAGAAGAAACAACACUUCAGUGAUUGUCAGCGUGUUGUACAUCGACUUCUCGGCCGCGGGGCAGGAGGACAUCCAUGAAUACGAGGUCCGCUGUGAGCCGCGGCGCAAAGAAGCUUCCGUCCACCUGCUGUCCGGCUCUCACUGGCUGGGGCCCUAUGCUGCCACUGCAGAGCACCUUCAGGAAGCACCCCCCGGGGACGAGGCGGAGGCACUGGAGGGCCCAGUGACCAUGGUGGCCCAGGAUACCAGUGACAUCGUCUUCCUGGGUCUUUGCAUCCUGGCUGGAAUCCUCAUGGUUAUUGCCAUCGUGGUCCUGAUGCUGCUUUGAAUAAACAGAAUAGGGGCCUGGCAUCUGACAUGCCUGGGAGGCAGCUUAGGGACCCAUAACAGGGGUGGGACGGGGACUUGCUGACUUGGUGACCACGGGCAGGUCAUGUCCCUCUCUGAGCCUCCGUUUCCUGGGACAACCAUUCUGCCCUGCUCCCUCACAGGGCUGGCAUGAGGCUCAGAGGAGGGCAGAGAUGGAGACGAGCCUUGUAAUCUGUAGCAUGCUUUGUGUGUAAAUGCAAUUGCUCUUAUUAAUUUUAAAGAUAUUCUGCUGUAGAAAA